Molecule: messenger RNA, 3433 nt
Organism: Hemibagrus wyckioides
Lineage: Eukaryota; Metazoa; Chordata; Actinopteri; Siluriformes; Bagridae
Gene: cert1a
Product: ceramide transporter 1a
Exons: 18
Coding region: 537-2372 (611 amino acids)
Biological process (GO): ER to Golgi ceramide transport
Cellular component (GO): Golgi apparatus
Molecular function (GO): phosphatidylinositol-4-phosphate binding
Source: RefSeq, a predicted model, not a curated record
CAAUAACAAGAUCCAGGCUUUUUCCGUGUCAGAUGCAUACACGCACACAAACACAGCGCGCGACUAAACCGGAGUUUCAGUAAUAAUCAAUUCGGUUUAAAUUCUUUACUGAGUCGUAAAUUUCCUGAAGCGGUUUGUAAUCUAACCUUAAAAAUACUAAAAGCUCGAGCGACCGACAUUUUGGUCCAUGUCUUUUUUUUAUGACAGUCGAAACCAAAAACUGAGUCUUUCUGGCAGGAUUAUAGGGAGAGAAAAAGUUGCUUUAUUGAAGUAUCUUCUGCAGUUGUAUAUGAAAUUAAGUACAUUUUCGUUAAAGUAAUUCGAAAUAAUUUGCUGUUUGUUAUCAUCUCGUUAGCUUGCUAGCAAGAGCUACUGUUUACUCACGGCGACAAGGAUUUACAUGAACUCAGACAACUGCGUCUCAACUUUAUCGGUACAUCUACAAAUAAAUUUAAAAAAUAGUUUAAUUCCCGAGAAGUCUUUUAUUAAAAGGGAAAAAUUGAAGGUUGUGUAAGAUAUCGCUAGCCGCCUGUCCCAUGUCUGAUCAGAGUUCAGAUGAAGAUGUGGAUCCUGAAUCAGAGCAAGCAGACGAGCUCGCGGGAAUUCUCAGCAAGUGGACCAACUAUAUCCAUGGCUGGCAGGACCGGUGGGUUGUACUGAAGAACAACACACUAAGCUACUAUAAGUCAGAGCAUGAGCAAGAGUAUGGCUGCAGAGGAUCACUCUGUCUCAGCAAGGCUGUCAUCAAGCCUCACAAAUUUGAUGAAUGCCGCUUUGACAUCAGCGUAAAUGAUAACAUUUGGUAUUUGAGGGCUGAAGAUCCUGAGCUCCGGCACCAGUGGAUUGAUACCAUUGAACUUCAUAAGGCUGAGUCAGGCUAUGGUUCAGAGACCAGUUUGCGGCACCAUGGAUCCAUGCUGUCCCUCACUUCUGCCACCAGUGGCCUCUCAACCACUUCUACAUCUUCCUUUAAGAAAGGCAACAGUCUCCGAGAGAAGCUGGCAGAAAUGGAGACAUUCAGGGACAUUCUGUGCAGACAAGUAGACACACUGCAGCGCUACUUUGACAACUGUGCAAGUUUAGAUCACAGAGAGGAAAUCUUCAGGGACAAAGUAAUUGAGGAUGACGAAGAUGAUUUUUCUGGCUUACGGCCAGAUGGAGACUACCUCCUCAACAACAAUAGCAGUAAAGAGAAGUUGUUCUCUAUGUCCGGCUCCAAAGGGCCCAUUGGCAUUGAUUUCAAAGGUGAAGCCAUCACUUUCAAAGCCACCACAGAAGGCAUACUCUCUGCAAUGUCCCACUGCAUUGAUAUCAUGGUCAAGCGUGAAGAGACCUGGCAGAAGCGACUGGAUAAAGAAAUGGAACAGAGGAAAAGAAUAGAAGAAUCCUAUAAGUCUGCCAUAACAGAACUGAAGAAGAAAUCGCAUUACGGAGGACCAGACUAUGAAGAGGGGCCAAACAGUCUCAUCAAUGAAGAUGAAUUCUUUGAUGCUGUUGAAGCAGCUCUUGAUAAACAAGACAAGAUUGAAGAGCAGACUGAAAAGUGUAGGACUGCUUGGCCAGUUACUCUCAACUCCUCUCUUAAUGCUCACAAAUACACCAACAAGCCUCUUAGUCAUGCUUCCUCAGUGUCCUCUCUCGACUUAGUCAGUGCUUCCGAUGAUGUGCACAGACUCAGUGCUCAGGUGGAGGAAAUAAUACACAGUCACAUGACUCACUCCUUACAAGAUGUAGGUGGAGAUGCUAACUGGCAACUUGUUACUGAGGAGGGUGAGCUAAAGGUGUACAGAAGAGAGGUGGAGGAGAAUGGUGUCGUGUUGGACCCUCUCAAAGCCACACAUGCUGUUAAAGGGGUUACAGGUCAUGAGGUCUGUCAUUACUUUUGGGACACAGCUUUCCGGUAUGACUGGGAAACAACCGUUGAAAGCUUCAGUGUGGUGGAGACAUUAUCAGACAAGGCAGUAAUUAUUUACCAGACUCAUAAGAGGGUGUGGCCUGCUUCACAAAGAGACAUCCUUUAUCUGUCAGUUAUCCGCAAAAUCCUCUCCACCAAUGAGAAUGAACCAGAUACGUGGAUUGUGUGCAAUUUCUCUGUAGAUCACGACAGAUAUCCACCCACAAGCAGGUGUAUCCGUGCCAAAAUCAAUGUGGCCAUGAUCUGCCAGACAAUAGUCAGUCCACCAGAGGGCAACAAAGAGAUUGGCAGAGACAAUAUCCUCUGUAAAAUAACUUAUGUAGCCAAUGUGAAUCCAGGCGGAUGGGCACCAGCAUCAGUCUUACGAGCAGUUGCCAGACGAGAAUAUCCUAAGUUCUUAAAGCGUUUCACAGCGUAUGUUCAAGAUAAGACCAGCGACAAAGAAAUCCUCUUUUAAAACAGGUUGCCAGCCUCCAUUAAACAUAUCCGUAAGAGGCCUUAUCCAUCCCUUCAGACACUAAAUCUCAGUCUCAAGGGCUUCAGAGAACUACGUUACCCAGAAAUCAUACAGUGUUCUGGAUCAGGAAUAUCACCGUUCUAAUAUAAGGUUCCAGAUGACUGCGAGGUAUUCAUUUUACGCAAUGAUUACAUGUACAGUACAGCCCUUGUUCGUGUUUUUGGGGAUGGUUACUGGUUGUUUUUGUCUGCUUUGGUUUUUAUAAGAGUUUAAGUGUUUACUUAUUGCUUUGUAAAUAUUUGUAUUCAUGUUACUUGCACAUUGACUAAUGUCUUUAUUAAAAUUAAAACUCUAUAAACUUGAAUACCUUUAAUGAAAAACUUUGAGUUAUAACAGGUUCCUUUAGGCCUUAUAUAGUUUUGUUGUACGGGGUAUAAUUUCUUUGCUUUGAUCAGUAGAGAAUGUGAAGAGCUUUAAACACAAAUUUGUCUUUUAGUGCCCUAUGUCUUAAUAUUCUGUAUAUAAUUUAGUGUGUGUAUGUGGUAGAGGUUAAAACAUGCUGGAUUCAGAGGUUGAAGAACUGGGAAGCACCAUGUUUAAUUGGGUUUUCAGAUACUGGCAGGGCAAAGAAAAGAAAGAAUAAUAUCCACUUUUGUAAAUGUUUUGUAAAACAUUUCACCAAACAUUGCAGAACUACCUUUACUUAUAAUGGAGGAACGUCAUUUCAUGAUUUCUUCAGACCUAAAUAAAAUGAAUCAUAUUUAUCUAUGUCCUCAUUUGACAGAAUACCUUGAAGCAUAUACGAGAAGUGUUCUCUUUGUUGUUAUUGUUGUAAGUAGCCUGUGCUCUAAGCGUGAAUUUUGGCUUCACCUUAUUAUAAGGCUUAAUUUUGUUAACCACACAAAGAUCUGUGUUAAUGUUAAUAUUUGCACUAAUUACAAAAAGCGUUGCUUUACAAUCAGUUUACAUUUGUUGCCAAAUGAGACUCGUAUGUGUGAAUGAUUGAUAGAGGGUGGUAUGUAUGGAAAAUUAUACCGAAAUAUAAUUUAUAAAAAAAGAAA